AAAUGUCAAGUGUCAGCCCUCCAUUGACAGUCAAGCAAACAAAUUGAUUCAGCAAUUUCGAAAAGAAAAUUAUAAUAAAAUACAAAAAUACAGUAAGCAAACCUUCACUAACUUGUCUACUAUAGGUAUACCAGUAAACCAUUUUAAGCACAAAGUGUUUCUAUUUUAUUGAAGUCGAUCAACAUGGUUUGUGUACCCUGUUUCGUCAUUCCCGUAUUAUUGUUCCUUUGGCAUAAAUUCAUCCAACCUUAUGUUCUUCGCUUUUGGAAUCCCUGGGCAGUCAAAGACGCGGAUGGCAACGUAAAAACUGAAUUUCCAUUUAAAUGCGAAGGCGGAGUAUGUGCGUUCAGCAAGAAGAAGGAUGACAAAUCAAACAAAGACACGGAAGUAAAGGACCAGAAUAUCACUUCGGCACCAGAUAGAAUAAAAGCGGAUUAGUGUAACUUAGUACCUACCUAACUUACCAGCAGCCAAUCAGUUUCAUCACAAUGAUAUUGCUACAUGGUUCGAGCUGGGCUAAUGGUGGAAUUCAUUUCAUUUCUGUGCAUUUAUUUAUUUGUAUCUAUUUUAUUUACUGUUAU
Molecule: messenger RNA, 581 nt
Organism: Helicoverpa zea (corn earworm)
Lineage: Eukaryota; Metazoa; Arthropoda; Insecta; Lepidoptera; Noctuidae
Product: UPF0729 protein AAEL015238
Exons: 1
Coding region: 184-438 (84 amino acids)
Source: RefSeq, a predicted model, not a curated record